This is a messenger RNA of Paramisgurnus dabryanus, 2484 nucleotides long. Its product is annotated as taste receptor type 1 member 1-like. Lineage: Eukaryota; Metazoa; Chordata; Actinopteri; Cypriniformes; Cobitidae. The record is from RefSeq and is a predicted model, not a curated record. Gene Ontology annotation, molecular function: G protein-coupled receptor activity. Gene Ontology annotation, biological process: G protein-coupled receptor signaling pathway. Gene Ontology annotation, cellular component: plasma membrane.
AUGUUUCUGAGUCGCACUUUCCUUGUGGCCUUUACUACUUCUAUAUUUUUCAAAGUUUCUUGUUCAUCAUCCCAGUUCAAUUUAGAUGGAGAUUACUUACUGGGUGGCCUUUUUCCAAUGCAUGAAGUUGAACAGGUGGUACCCAUGUUGUACCCGGAUGCCAUCGUAUGUAAACGGCAAACCUUCACAACAUUUGGUUAUCUUCUGUUUCAAGUCAUGAGGUUUACUGUUGAAGAGAUUAAUAACUCAACCACCCUGCUGCCAAAUGUCUCUCUGGGUUAUGAAGUUUUUGAUCAUUGUUCUGAAACAAAGAAUUUCCCUUCAGUCUUCAGUUUUCUCUCACAGAAUGGAUCAAUAAAACCUCGGGAAAAACUCAACAAUCAUCAGUCUAAAAUCAUUGCUUUAACAGGGCCAUAUGGAAGCUCAAGAAGUAUUGCUGUUUCACCACUUAUGGCAAUUGACCUAAUACCGAUGGUGAAUUAUGGAGCUUCCAGUUACGAACUGAGUGAUAAACUUAAGUAUCCAUCUUUUUUACGAACAAUCCCUAGCAACAAUGACUUGGUACAGAUGAUUACUCGCAUCAUCCUGUGGUUUGGAUGGAACUGGGUUGCUUUUCUUGGAGGCCCAGACAAUUACAGUGAAGAUGGCCUAAACCUGUUUUACAAGUAUUCUGGGAAUGCUGGCAUUUGUUUGGCUUAUCAAGAGACUGUCACAAUGCAGGGAAACUACAGUCAAACACUUAAAAAUAUCAAUAGGCUGAACAUUAAUGUCAUUGUGGUUUUUUCUUUGGCAAUGUAUGCAGAAAACAUACUGAGGGCAGCCAUAGCAAACAACAUCCAGGACAAAGUUUGGAUUGCAAGUCAAACAUGGGCUAUGGAUCAGCAGCUUUUAAAUGCGCCGGGAAUUAAGAAAAUUGGUAAAAUUAUUGGCAUUACGGAGAGAUUGUUGUCAUUGCCUGGAUUUGAUACGUUUAUUUAUAAAAACAAAGCAAAAAUGAAUAAAGAUAAUACAAGUGAUGCUGUAGUCCAGAGCAGGAUGUGCAAUCAAGAAUGUAAGGAAGGUCCGUUGUUGACUGCAGAGCAAAUUUUAAACGAAAACCCCACAUUCUCCUUUGGUGCCUAUGCUUCUGUAUAUUCCAUAGCUCAUGCGUUACAUAAAAUUCUGCAGUGCAACAUGAACGAAUGCCGCAGAAACAUAACAGUUAAGCCAUACAUGCUUCUCAGAGAAAUUAAGAAGUUGGAUUUUCCACUCAAUGGCCGUCAGGUGAAAUAUGAUGUUAAUGGUGAUCCAACCAUCAGUUACGCUGUAGUGCUCUGGCACACUGAAACAAAUCCUCCACGGAUUGAGAUGGUGGGCACUUAUGACACGUAUCCAGAAAUUAAUUUUACCAUCGACAACUCACUCAUGCCCUGGCGUAACAAUACCUCUGUUCCUUUCUCAAACUGCUCAGUUGAGUGCAGCGAGGGACAUAUAAGGGUGCGUGAGGGAUUUCAUAUAUGCUGUUUUCGGUGUAAAAAAUGUCUUCAGAAUACCUAUGUGGAUUAUACUCGAGACCCCUAUACCUGUUUUCCAUGUGCAGAGAGUCAAUGGUCUGAUGAAGGCAGCACAACCUGUAAAACACGUACUGUUGUCUAUCUACAGAUCACAGAAAUCCCCUCUAUUCUUGUCAUAUUUUCUACUAUAUGUCUGAUUACUCUGCUCACUUUUAUCUUUUGUCUUUUUGUCUACAAUUACAACACACCAGUGGUGAGAUCUGCUGGCGGCAACAUGUGUUUCCUAAUGUUAGCGUGUUUAACAAUGUCUAGCGCAAGUGUGUUCUUUUUCUUUGGACAACCCACAUCUGUACAUUGUGUUCUGAGAAGUUUUAUAUUUACAUUUUUCUUCACUAUCUGUCUCUCUUGUUUGACUGUUCGUUCCUUUCAAAUCGUUUGUGUCUUCAAAAUGGCUGCAGAGUUCCCUAAAUUACACAGCUUGUGGGUAAAGCACAACGGCCAGUGGCUCUUCAUUGUGUCGUCUUCUUUUAUUCAUUUAAUUUCUUGUGUAUUAUGGGCAACUGUCUCACCUGACGAUCCCGUCAGGGACUCAAUAACUUUUAAUGACCAAAUUAUGCUAACUUGUGAAAGAAGAAACACCGUAACCAUCAGCAUAGCUUUGUUCAUAAGUUGGUUUCUUGGUUUCCUGUGCAUCUCAUUUUCUUACAUGGGAAGAGAUCUGCCCAAAAAUUACAAUGAAGCCAAAUCGAUUACCUUUAGUUUGCUUUUGUACUAUCUGAGCUGGAUUACAUACUUCACAAUAUAUCUCAGCUUCAAAAGCAAAUACGUCCUGCUUUUGAAUGCGCUGGCCCAAAUAACCAGUAUAUAUGGAAUUCUCUUCAGCUAUUUCAUACCAAAAUCUUACAUCAUGUUAUUUCAACCAAAGAAAAACACUGCUGCAUACUUUCAAACAUCUAUUCAGAAUUACACACAAACUAUUAGUAGAAGUUAA